Molecule: messenger RNA, 1397 nt
Organism: Pteronotus mesoamericanus
Lineage: Eukaryota; Metazoa; Chordata; Mammalia; Chiroptera; Mormoopidae
Gene: EPCAM
Product: epithelial cell adhesion molecule
Exons: 9
Coding region: 97-1038 (313 amino acids)
Cellular component (GO): membrane; bicellular tight junction
Molecular function (GO): cadherin binding involved in cell-cell adhesion
Source: RefSeq, a predicted model, not a curated record
GCACUGGUCUGCUGCACGCUUGCACCCCCGGGCCUUCCAGCGGGCUCCUCUCGACUCACUCCUUCCUCGCUCCCUCCUGCUCGGCGCGCGUGCAGCAUGGCGCACCCCCAGCUCCUCGCGUUCGGGUUCCUACUCGCUGCGGCGACGGUAGUGGCCGCGGCUCAGAAUGAAUGUAUCUGUGAAAACUACAAACUGACCACAAACUGCUCUCUGAACCUAAAUGGUCAAUGCCAGUGUACUUCAAUUGGUACACAAAAUUCCGUCAUUUGCACAGAACUGGCUUCCAAAUGUUUGGUGAUGAAGGCAGAAAUGUCUCAUUCAAAGUCUGGGAGAAGACCGAAACCUGAAGACGCUAUUCAGAACAAUGACGGGCUCUACGAUCCUGACUGUGAUGAGCACGGGCACUUUAAAGCCAAGCAGUGCAAUGGCACCACCACGUGCUGGUGUGUGAACACUGCUGGGGUCAGAAGAACAGAUAAGGACACUGAGAAAACCUGCUCCGAACCAGUGAGGACCUACUGGAUCAUCAUUGAACUAAAACACAAAACAAGAGAAAGACCUUAUGAUAGUCAAAGUUUGCAGGCGGCACUCAAGAAUGUAAUCACAACUCGUUAUCAACUGAAUCCAAAAUAUAUCUCAAAUAUUCUGUAUGAGAAUGAUGUUAUCACUAUUGAUCUGAUGCAAAAUUCUUCUCAGAAAACUCCAAAUGAUGUGGACAUAGCUGAUGUGGCUUAUUAUUUUGAAAAAGAUGUUAAAGAUGAAUCCUUGUUCCAUUCCAAGAAAAUGGACCUGCAAGUAGAAGGGGAACAACUGGAGCUGGAUCCUGGUCGAACUGCAAUUUACUAUGUUGAUGAAAAACCACCUGAAUUUUCAAUGCAGGGUCUAAAAGCUGGUAUUAUUGCUGUCAUUGUGGUUGUGACAAUAGCACUUAUUGCUGGAAUUGUGGUUCUGGUUAUUUCCAGAAAGAAAAGAAUGGCAAAGUAUCAGAAGGCUGAGAUAAAGGAGAUGGGUGAGAUGCAUAGGGAGCUCAAUGGAUAGCUGCUGUCAUUUGAAUAUUAACAAGAAGGGAAAUUAAUAGACGGACUAGAUUACAAAUACAUGAGCAUGGGACAGAGACAUCUUUGAAGACGUUUUUGUUAGUUAACAUAUUUGUCAUAGUGAAACCUCCUCUCAAAAUAUAAGCAGCUUGAAAUUUACCAAUCUUAAAAUUUGACCACCAGUGUCAUAUGUAUGCAGAUCUGAUCUCCCAGAAUCUGACUGUCCCAGAACUUGCAUUGCAUAGUUAAAAUUAUUUAUACAUGACAUUGAAGUGUAUGCAUUGAAUAUGCUUCCAUUUGUGACUGAACACUGCAUUCCUACUUACAUUUGAGUGUUGUACAUAAAAACCUUUUUUUAUG